Molecule: messenger RNA, 1839 nt
Organism: Fonticula alba
Lineage: Eukaryota; Rotosphaerida; Fonticulaceae
Product: eukaryotic peptide chain release factor subunit 1
Exons: 8
Coding region: 128-1459 (443 amino acids)
Biological process (GO): cytoplasmic translational termination
Cellular component (GO): cytosol; translation release factor complex
Molecular function (GO): translation release factor activity, codon specific; sequence-specific mRNA binding
Source: RefSeq, a predicted model, not a curated record
GCGGCCCCCAGUUGCACGUUUGCCAGAGGACCACCCACCUCUCGAAUCCUUCCUCCCCCUCUCCACUCCCCGAGCACCCUGCUGUUUUUGCAGGAGAGUCCCCCUCAGAGGAAGUUUCAUCUGCACCAUGUCGACUCCAAGCACCGAGCCCAACAAGGACAUUGAGAUGUGGAAGAUCAAGAAGCUCAUCAAGAGUCUUCAGGAUGCCCGUGGUAAUGGUACAUCCAUGAUCUCCCUCAUCAUCCCCCCGAAGGAUCAGAUCUCCCGUGUGUCUAAGAUGCUCAACGAGGAGGCUGGUACCGCCAACAACAUCAAGUCUCGUGUGAACCGCCUCUCCGUGCUUGCCGCCAUUACCUCCAGUAUCCAGCGCCUGAAGCUGUACAACAAGGUCCCCCCCAACGGCCUGAUUAUCUAUUGCGGCACCGUCAUGACCCCCGAGGGCAAGGAGCGCCAGGUGACCAUCGACUUCGAGCCCUUCAAGCCGAUCAACACCUCGCUGUACAUGUGCGACAACCGCUUCCACACCGAGGCCCUGAGUGAGCUGCUGGAGGAUGACCACCGGUUUGGCUUCAUCAUCAUGGAUGGUUCCGGCACCCUCUUCGGUGCGGUCACCGGUAACAAUCGUGAGGUGCUCCACAAGUUCUCCGUCGAUCUGCCGAAGAAGCACGGUCGUGGUGGUCAGUCUGCCGUUCGUUUCUCGCGUCUGCGUACGGAGCGGCGCCACAACUACACCCGUAAGGUGUGUGAGUUGGCCACCCAGCUCUUCAUUACCAACGAUCGUCCCAACGUCUACGGUCUGAUUCUUGCCGGUUCUGCCGAUUUCAAGACUGAGCUCAGCCAGUCCGAGAUGUUCGACCAGCGCCUGGUCCCGAAGAUCAUCAAGAUCAUUGACGUCUCCUACGGCGGUGAGAACGGCUUCAGCCAGGCCAUUUCCCUGUCGCAGGAUGCCCUCGCCAAUGUCAAGUUUGUUCACGAGAAGAAGCUCCUCGAGCAGUUCUUCGAGCAGAUUUCCACCGACUCCGGCCUCUACUGCUUCGGCUUGCAUGAGACUCUGGAGGCUCUUGAGAACGGCGCCAUUUCCACCCUGAUUGUCUUCGAGAACUUGACGAUCACCCGGUUCCAGGGCAAGACCCGCGAUGGCACUGAGCGUGUCCUCUACCUCGACCUGCCCGCCGAGACCGACAAGAUCAAGGAUCCCAAGUCCGAUGACGAGGUCGAGGUCACCGAGGCCAUGUCCCUCGUCGAGUGGCUCACCGAGAACUACCAGAAGUUUGGUGUUGUCCUUGAGUUUAUUUCCGACCGCUCUCCCGAGGGGUCGCAGUUCGUCAAGGGCUUCGGUGGUAUUGGUGGUGUGCUGCGCUACCGCCUGGGCGGCACUGGCGACGAGUAUGGCAAUGCUGCCGAGUCGGAGGACGACAUGUUCUUCGCCACCGACGACGAGGAUGAUGACUUCUUCUAAAUGGCACGCGCCCCUCAUGUCACGAUCGGCCACCCUCCUCCCCCCUCUUUCCCCUCCUCAGCGUGCAUCUGCCGCCUGAUCUUGUUCUCUGUCCCUCCUCUCAUCGCGAGAGGAGAGGGUGACUCCUCAUGCCUUCGGGGGCCCCCUUCUUCGUCCUUUUUCCACGCAGAAGCCCGGGAGGGGGCAGUCGUGUGGUGAUAUCUGGCAACACACGCGUCCUCCGUGCUGUGUUCCCCCCCCCCCUCCUUCCCUUCCCUCCCCUCCGCCACACACGCGCCCAUGAGAGAGAGAGAGAGAGGAUGCGCCGUAUGCCCACGCCCUCUCCUGUGUGCGCGUGCGGUUGAUCCAAAAAUACACGCCUCCUUAGGCAACGCCACUGA